GGGGCUGAAAGCGCCUCCAGCCCUCGAGAAUUGAGGAGAGGACUGGCCAGGGGCCUGAGCCCGGAGGCCGAUCGUUCGUACUGGGGUUCCCUCUUCUUCAGAAACUUGGGUCCUCGACGGGCCAGAGGAGGUCUGGGGCGAGGGAGGCAAAGCUGCAGGGAACGGCUGUGUGUGACUUGGACCCCAGAACUGUCAGGUGAUUCCUGGAGCUUCAGGAUAAAUUCUCUGAUGACAUCUGUCGUCCAACAUUCCCUAUUCUGGUUCCAUAGAUUCAAUAUUUUUCUAAGUGCAGCAAAAAAUGAACAAAUUCCCGGGACCAGUAACCUUCAAGGACAUUAUUGUGGAAUUCACUCCAGAGGAGUGGAAAUUGCUAGAUGCCGCUCAGAAGACCUUGUACAGAGAAGUGAUGCAGGAGAACUAUAGUCUUCUAGUCUCCGUGGGUUGCCAAGUGAAUAAUCCAAACGCAGUCUUCAAACUGAAGCAAGGAAAAAAGCCAUGGAUAUUAGAAGUAGAAUUUCCACAUCAGAACUACCCAGAAGACUUAUGGAAUAUUCAUGACCAAGGAACAAGACACCAAAAAAGUCAUCCUGAAAAGUCAAGGAACGGAGAAUUCACAAAACAUCAGAAAACACAUAAUACAGAGAAAAUCUAUAAAUGUGAUGAAUGUGGAAAGUCCUUCUGCCAGAAGACUGCCCUUAUAGUACAUCGACAUACUCAUCCAAAGGAAAAGCCCAGUGAACAUGGGAAAUCUGUACCCAAGAAUGGAGACUUCACAGUACUUCAGAAAACUAACACUAGAGAGAAAAACUAUAAGUGUAAGGAAUGUCAGAAAACUUUCUACCACCUGUCAUCUCUCAGUAGACAUUUAAGAACUCAUGCAGGAGAGAAACCCUAUGAAUGUAAUCAGUGUGAAAAGUCCUUCUAUCAGAAACCACACCUCAUGGAACAUCAGAAAACACACACAGGAGAGAAACCAUUUGAAUGUACUGAAUGUGGGAAGUUUUUCUAUGUUAAGGCAUACCUCAUGGUGCAUCAGAAGACACACACAGGUGAGAAACCAUAUGAGUGUAAAGAAUGUGGGAAAUUCUUUUCUCAGAAAUCGCAUCUCACAGUACAUCAGAGAACACAUACAGGAGAGAAACCCUAUAAAUGCAAGGAAUGUGGAAAAUUCUUCUCUAGAAAUUCACACCUCAAAACCCAUCAGAGAACUCACACAGGAGAGAAACCUUAUGAAUGUAAAGAGUGUGGGAAAUGCUUCUACCAAAAGUCAGCCCUCACAGUACACCAGCGGACUCACACAGGAGAGAAACCCUUUGAAUGUAACAAAUGCGGAAAAAACUUUUACUAUAAAUCAGAUCUCACUAAACACCAGAGAAAACAUACAGGGGAGAAGCCGUAUGAGUGUAACGAAUGUGGUAAAUCCUUCUCUGUGAAUUCAGUCUUGAGAUUACAUCAAAGGACCCACACAGGAGAAAAACCCUAUGAAUGUAAGCAAUGUGGGAAAUCCUUCUCACAGAAGUCACAUUUUAUUAUACAUGAGAGAAAACACACUGGGGAGAAACCCUAUGAAUGUCAGGAGUGUAAAAAAACUUUUAUUCAGAAAUCUAAACUCACAGCUCAUCAGAAGACACAUACAGAAGAUAAAAACAUAUGAGGAGUAUGCUUUUGGAAAAAUACUCUCUGAAUUCAUCCUUCAGAAUAUAAUUUGUAAAAGACAAAAUACUAAUGAAUAUUAUGAGUAUGGUAAAAUUUCAGCCACAAUCUUUCCACAUAGAGGGGAAGUAGAGGGACAUUCUGUGAAUCACUAAGAAAUUUUAACCGUAUGUUGUACAUGUUGUAAAACCUACAUGGUGGAAGCCCUAAUAUUAUAGAACAUGAGAGAAACCUUUCAGAAGUUAUUACAUAACAUAGAAAUCAAAUAUGAGAGAAAUCCCACAAAAAGUGAUUGUUAAGAGAUUUCUUUCUAGUCAUUUCAUCUAUCACUAAACACUCAAGAGCUUGCAUUAGAGAGAAACUCUUAAGAAAUUUCUCAGUAUUCUGAAAAUUUUUUAUUCAGAAUAUUUUUACGUCACUUGCUCUCAUACUAAAAAAAAAUCUUUACAAAUGUUUUAAAUAUAUGGAAGCUUAAUAAGAAAAAUUCAAGAGAAUUUGUACUUAAGAAAAUAGUUCUCCUAGAAAUCAUGUUGGUUGCAUUAAGGGUUUUUUCUUUUCUAAGGAAACCUGCAAAUGUCUAUAUAUUCAGAGCUUUUUAAAAAACACAAGUAAGUUGAAAAAAAUAAGGCAACAUGAUAAAACACAUGUAAAACAUCCCUUAGUGUAUAGGACCUAAUGUGUAUAUGUUAGUGUACUGCUACAAAGCACAGAUUGUGAAUGUUCAAUGUGUAUGUGGAACCAAUCUAUAAUUGUAAUUAGAUAUGUAACCUUAGUCCAAUGCUCAGUACCAUAUGAAUAUAUUUCACUUUAAGUCUUAGUACUAUUGUUUAAAAAUGUAUACUUUAUUCUUUUAAAAUUAGAAUACUUUCUCCUAUCUCCUGACAUUUUUAAGUGGACAGAAACACUGUUAAAGAAAUCAUCUUUCAGAUAGAAGCUAGAAAUGUUUUGUAAAAUUUCUGGUUUCUUGUACCCAAACUUUACACUAGGGACAUGUUUGUUUAUAGCAAAAGCCCAAGUUUAUUUUUUAAAGCAGCUGAAAAUAGUGAUUCGACACUCUAACUAUAAUGUUAUGUAAAUAAAUAAAAAUGUAUCUUACUGCUGAAGUUAUAGCAGGUUGCAGAGCAUUUGUAUUUUGAUUGAGAGUCCUGAAUAUUCUUCACUACUUUGUCUUCCUGGACAAAGAAACACUGUGAACUCCAACUGUUAGGUUCAAAUUUCAGUUUAGGGCAUGCCACUUAACUGACCUGAGAUUCCACUCCACCCCCCGCAAUAAGGAGUGAUAAUAUUUAGAAUUGCUUUGAGGUAAAAAAUAAAUUAAUUGUUUUAAAAUACGUAAGUGUGUGAUAUAAAAAAACCGUUAGAUGUUCUCACUCUAUUUUUUGAAAUAUGCUGCAAAAAAGUAGCUGAAUACCAACACUCACUCCUCUCUUCAUUGAUAUAGUGCCUUGAUUUGUUUUGAUAAUUAUAUUUCCACAAAUGAUUCACAUCUGGUCCACUGCACAUUUUUUUUGUAGUCUAAGGAUGGGUUUACAUUUAUAAAUGGUUGGGAAAUAAUUAAGGAAUAUUUAUGCCAUGUUAAUAUGAUAUUCAGUUUUUAAUAAUCAUACAUUUUUAUUAUAACAAACCUAUGGAAAAAAUUCUGUUUUGCCUAUCACCACUUUCAUACUACAAGAGCAGCAUGAAAUAAUUCUGACAGAGGCCAUAUAAUUCACAGAGAUAUUUACUAUCUGGUGCUUUGAAAAAUUAAGUUUUCUAUUACUUUGAGUUGAAAACAUCAUAACCAACAUAGAGAUAAACUUUUAUAUGCUAUAUUUUCAGAAAUGAUGCAUACAGUAAUUUGUGGGUAAUUGUAUAUUUAUUUUGUGCUUUAUAUUUAUAUCUUAAAAACCUAGCAUUAUCUUUUCAAAGAAAAAUGUUUAGUUGCUUAAUUGUUACAAUAUUAAAAAUAGAAAUAUCCUGAUGGAAUGUAGCAGUUUAUAUAUGAAAUAAACAUUGUUUUAAUUAA
This is a messenger RNA of Sorex araneus (European shrew), 3658 nucleotides long. RefSeq names its product zinc finger protein 25 (gene ZNF25). The record is from RefSeq and is a predicted model, not a curated record. Gene Ontology annotation, biological process: regulation of DNA-templated transcription. The transcript has 6 exons. Bases 299 to 1654 code for a protein of 451 amino acids. Lineage: Eukaryota; Metazoa; Chordata; Mammalia; Eulipotyphla; Soricidae.